Molecule: messenger RNA, 588 nt
Organism: Geodia barretti
Lineage: Eukaryota; Metazoa; Porifera; Demospongiae; Tetractinellida; Geodiidae
Source: the annotation of a GenBank genome assembly
GAGGUGCCUAGCCUGUGCUAAAUAUAAGCGCAUGCGCAUUAUCCGCCAGCGAUAAAAUGGCGACUCGACUACCAGCAUUAGCCAUACAAUGCUGGAAGGCGCUCUAGCUCUAACUCUGCAACGGAUCAUUUUCAGAGAAAACCCCACAUAUAUUCUGACCCUCGUCGCCCGUUGGGUAGAUGGUAUCAUUUCUGGGACGAACAGACACCCGAGAAUCGUAUGAUGAUGGCGAACUCUGUAAAGGGGUGUGGCUUCUCUGUUUCAGCUCCGAGUUUGAACUGGGGAAGUUUGAGACGGCUCUUGCAGAAUUGUGGAAAGAUGAGUUUCAGAUCGACCUUCCAUUCUCAGAGCUAGAAGAUGUGUCCGUCAUCCAGAGAGCUCGUCACACAGUUGACCUCAUGACCUCUACCAGUCUCCGUAGCGACAGCAUCACCAAGGGGAGAACAGAGUUCACGUACAGCUCCACUUUUUAAUCACAUUACAUCACUACUUCAUCACCAUGUCGGUUAUAUAAUACUCACAAAUUGAUCAAUCACAUGAUUUUGAAGUGCACUAACACAUAAUAUGUAUACACAAAUAAAUUACAGC